AUGACGGGAGUGACUUGCUGUGUCUUGCUCACCAAAUGUUUCCUAUUCAAUUUUCAUCGGGAGACGGGGACGAAUACUGGACUGGUCUACGCGGUUCUCAUUGCGCCAUUGAUUCUCACGUGGGUAGAAACCACGUUCCUAAUAUGCCGCGUCAUUCCACAGGAGAAAGCUGCUUCCCGUGUUGCUUCUUGUUUGCAUUUGGAUGGAGCCGAGGAAACUCAAAGUCUUCUGGGCAGUCGACUCACCGUGCGCCAUGGCAUAUCCCAUUACACCGCAAGUGCUGGCUAUUUUACUCCUCAGGGUUCUGUUUUCGCCGAUGAUAUUGUUCGGUUGCCCGUACCUAUUCGGACUACUCGUGAAGCUGCGGUUGAUGUAGCCGCUCUCCUCAAUCGAGCUAGUUUAUUACGUUCGGAACUGUGGUACCUCUAUGCUCUCGAGGUUUGGGGGCCGGAUCCACCAGCGUUUUGUGACCUGUCCGUUCGUAGUAGCAACGUUCGUGAUUACGGACCGAAGGUUUUCCGAAUGGAGGCUCUGCUGGACGCUCCCGCCUACAAGAUUUAUCAUGAUCUAGUCUAUAAUGUUUGCCAAGCGCCAUCUUGGAAUACCACAAUCGAGUCCAUUGAAGUGAGUUUCAAUUGA
Molecule: messenger RNA, 639 nt
Organism: Echinostoma caproni
Lineage: Eukaryota; Metazoa; Platyhelminthes; Trematoda; Plagiorchiida; Echinostomatidae
Source: the annotation of a GenBank genome assembly